Messenger RNA from Meloidogyne enterolobii, 366 nucleotides. The record is from the annotation of a GenBank genome assembly. Lineage: Eukaryota; Metazoa; Nematoda; Chromadorea; Rhabditida; Meloidogynidae.
AUGCCUGGGGCAACUAUUUGGUCUUUAAUAUUUUUUCUAAUGUUACUUACAUUGGGAUUAGAUAGUUCGUUUGGAGGUUCAGAAGCAAUAAUUACUGGUUUAAGUGAUGAAUUCCCAAUAAUUAAGCGAAAUAGAGAAAUUUUUGUUGCAAUUCUUUUCUCUUUUUAUAUGUUAAUUGGAAUAACAAUGUGUACAAAAGGGGGAAUGUUAGUAAUGGAAUGGCUUAUUGUUUACAGCACAACAUGGGGACUUUUAAUAGCUGUUUUUUGUGAGACUGCUGUUAUUUCCUUUAUUUAUGGUAUUAAACGUUUCUGUUCUGACAUUCAAAAAAUGCUUGGAUUUAAGCCUGGUUAUUAUUGGAGGUAA